CUGAUAGGUAAGAACGGUAUCAAGCUACAAGAGUGUAGAUAAGAGGGUGGGCGUGAGUUGUGGUUGAGGCUCUCGGAGGCCAUCGGUCCAAUCACGCGGCUCGGCCUAAAUUUUUGGCAUCGACGUCGGUCGCGCAGAAGUAGACACAAGCGUCGAAGAGGUCACCAUCAACGCACCAUUCUGUGAAAGAGUAGUCGCGCCGCCAUUUGCAUCUAAGUCGUGUCAUAGUCGACCCGUCGCUUAGCUCUCGUUCAAAGUCCCAUCGUCGCCGCCCCUCGCCGCCGGUGUCCUAAGACUCGCCCUCUCGCCCUCACCAGCAAAAGUCUACAUCAUGACGUCGCUUCCUGUCACCACCACCCCCUACCCUCCCGUGGCGCCUGUGGCCCCCAUCGUUGAGAAGAAGUCCGGCCCUCUGUCUGGUGUCACCAACAAUGCUCUGGCCUCGGCGCUGAAGGACACAUACUCGGCCUUCCAGGCACGAAGAGAGUCUCUCGGUCUCACCAACCCCGGCACCGUCGAGAACGUCGCAAAGGAGGUUCAGCGCGAUGUCUUCCUCAACAACCUGUCCUUCUCUGGCCUGCGUGCCGACCUCACAAAGGCAUUUAGCGUCUCGCCGUUGUUCCAGGUCUCGCACGCCUUCUCCCAGGGCUCCCAGCAAAUACCCCCUUACGCCUUCCUUGCCCUGUACGGCACCAACAAGAUCUUCUGCCAAGGUAACCUCGACAGCGACCUCUCCCUCUCCGCCCGCUUCAAUUACCGAUGGACUCCUCGCUGGGUCACAAAGACCACCACCCAAAUCCAGGCUGCUUCCAUGGCUGGUCCCGGAGGCGCUCAAUUCUCCUUCGAGAAUGACUACGUCGGCAAUGACUUCACUGCUCAGGUCAAGGCCAUGAACCCUUCUAUCCUUGACGGUCCUCUCACUGGUAUCUUUAUUGGUAGCUACCUCCAGAGCAUCACUCCCAGACUUGCCCUUGGUCUUGAGGCUGUCUACCAGAGACCUGCUGCCCAGCUCGGCCCCGAGGCCAUGAUCAGCUACGCCGCCAAGUACAAGGGCGAGGACUGGAUCGCCAGCGCUCAGCUCAUGCCUUCCGGCGGUAUCCAGGGUUCUUACUGGAGAAGACUGUCUGCACAGCUUGAGACCGGUGUCGACCUCAACUUGCAAUUUGCUGGUAACCCCAUGAUGGGUGGUAUGAGAAAGGAGGGCGUCGCCACUCUCGGUGCCAAGUACGACUUCAGAGCCAGCAGCUUCAGAGCUCAGGUCGACACCGCUGGUAAGCUCGGUGUCUUGCUCGAGAAGAGAAUUGUUCCCAUGGUCCAGAUCACCUUCGCUGGUGAGCUCGACCACGUCAAGAACGCCGCUAAGGUCGGUCUUGCCGUCUCUAUCGAGGCUGCCGAAGAAGAGGUCAUGGCCCAACAAGAGAGCGCCAUGACUGCCGGCCCCGUCACUCCUCCCUUCUAGAUGAUUCGCAGUGUAAACUCCCCUACUCUGCCGUGUACAUUAUAAAAUUUGACCCUUUCUCCUGGUGUCCUUGUUGUUGUCAAUAGCUGGCCUUUUGUUCCUGGGUUACGUGGGGACAGACAUUGCCUGUUUGGCAUGGAGAUGUCGACCUAUCCUGCAUUGUUGUGGUUUACGAGGAAAGAGGAAAAGGAGGCUCUUGGACCGGACAUGAAUAAGGCGGAGUCAUGAUCAGAUAUGCAUUUCUCUGUAAUCUAUGCUCUUUUGCAAAUGGCAUCUUUGUGCAGCUCGUGUUGACAACGUUUCCUGGGUCACGCUUCCAAUCGAAUAUUGAAAUUGCAUCCCUCGGCUCUUAGCGGCAUAGCAAAGAGAGUGAUGCAUAAUGUACCUGAGACCCAUGGUGCAACACGAACAUAACUUUUGCAUGGCAAAGUAUGAAGUGACAUUCUGCCUUGAUGCCCCUCAUCUGCGAUCCCGUUCACGGUCCACCA
Molecule: messenger RNA, 1947 nt
Organism: Aureobasidium subglaciale EXF-2481
Lineage: Eukaryota; Fungi; Ascomycota; Dothideomycetes; Dothideales; Saccotheciaceae
Exons: 3
Coding region: 332-1459 (375 amino acids)
Biological process (GO): protein import into mitochondrial matrix
Cellular component (GO): mitochondrial outer membrane translocase complex; mitochondrial outer membrane
Molecular function (GO): transmembrane protein transporter activity
Source: RefSeq, a predicted model, not a curated record